AUGGUGAGGCUCGUGCUGCCCAACCCGGGCCUGGAGGACCGGAUCCCCUCGCUGGACCAGCUGGAGCGGCUGGAGAAGGAGGAGGCCAGUUCGCGGCCACAGUGGGACAACAAGGCCCAGUACAUGCUCACCUGCGUGGGCUUCUGCGUGGGGCUGGGCAACGUCUGGCGCUUCCCCUACCUGUGCCAGAGCCACGGCGGAGGAGCCUUCAUGAUCCCGUUCCUCAUCCUGCUGGUGGUGGAGGGGAUCCCCCUGCUGCACCUGGAGUUCGCCAUCGGCCAGAGGCUGCGCAAGGGCAGUGUGGGGGUCUGGAGCUCCAUCCACCCGGCGCUCAAGGGCGUAGGCAUCGCGUCCAUGUUUGUGUCCUUCAUGGUGGGCUUCUACUACAACACCAUCAUCGCCUGGGUCAUGUGGUACUUCUUCAACUCCUUCCAGGAGCCGCUGCCCUGGAGCCAGUGUCCCCUGAAUGAGAACCGCACAGGCUUUGUGGACGAGUGUGCGCGCAGCUCGCCCGUGGACUACUACUGGUACCGGGAGACGCUGAACAUCUCCACAUCCAUCAGUGACUCGGGCUCCGUGCAGUGGUGGAUCCUGCUGUGUCUGACAUGCGCCUGGAGUGUCCUCUACGUCUGCACCAUCCGUGGCAUCGAGACCACGGGCAAGGCUGUGUAUGUCACCUCCACGCUACCUUACGUGGUCCUCACCAUCUUCCUCAUCCGUGGCCUCACACUCAAGGGGGCGACCAACGGCAUCGUCUUCCUGUUCACACCCAACGUCACGGAGCUGGCCAACCCGGUCACCUGGCUGGACGCGGGGGCGCAGGUCUUCUACUCCUUCUCGCUGGCCUUCGGGGGCCUCAUCUCCUUCUCCAGCUACAACUCUGUGCACAACAACUGCGAGAUGGACUCGGUCAUCGUGUCCGUCAUCAAUGGCUUCACAUCUGUGUACGCGGCCACCGUGGUCUACUCCAUCAUCGGCUUCCGCGCCACCCAGCGCUACGACGAGUGCUUCGACCGAAACAUUCUGACGCUCAUGAAUGGCUUCGACCUGGCUGAGGGCUCCGUCACGCAGGACAACUUUCAGGAGCUGCAGAGCUACUGGAAUGCCACCGAACCCGCCAUCUUCGCCACACUCAGCUUCCAGAACUGCGACAUGAACUCCUUCCUCUCAGAGGGUGUGGAGGGCACUGGGCUGGCCUUCAUCGUCUUCACCGAGGCCAUCACGAAGAUGCCGGUGUCCCCACUCUGGUCCGUGCUCUUCUUCAUCAUGCUCUUCUGCCUCGGCCUGUCGUCCAUGUUCGGGAACAUGGAGGGGGUGGUGGUGCCCCUGCAGGACCUCAAGGUCAUCCCCAAGAAGUGGCCCAAGGAGCUGCUGACAGGUAUCAUCUGUCUGGGCACCUACCUGCUGGCCAUCCUUUUCACGCUGAACUCGGGCCAGUACUGGCUGUCGCUGCUGGAUGGCUAUGCCGGGUCCAUCCCCCUUCUCGUCAUCGCCUUCUGUGAGAUGUUUGCUGUUGUUUAUGUCUACGGCGUGGACAGAUUCAACAAGGACAUUGAGUUCAUGAUCGGCCACAAGCCCAACAUCUUCUGGCAGAUCAUGUGGCGCGUGGUGAGCCCAGUGCUCAUGCUGGUCAUCUUCCUGUUCUUCUUCGUGGUCAAGGUCAAUGAAGAGCUCACCUACAGCGUCUGGGACCCGGCCUACGAGGAAUUCCCCAAGUCCCAGAAGGUCCCGUACCCCGACUGGGUGUACGGGGUGGUGGUCAUCAUCUCGGGUGUGCCCUGCCUUGCCAUCCCUGGCUUUGCCAUCUACAAGUUCAUCCGGAAUCGCUGCCAGAAGGGAGGGGACGAGCAGGGGCUGGUCAGCACACAGUCCACCGCCUCCCUCAAUGGGGACCUCAAGCACUGA
Messenger RNA from Sorex araneus (European shrew), 1905 nucleotides. It is a transcript of the gene SLC6A19, whose product is annotated as solute carrier family 6 member 19. Gene Ontology annotation, cellular component: plasma membrane. The transcript has 12 exons. Gene Ontology annotation, biological process: sodium ion transmembrane transport. The record is from RefSeq and is a predicted model, not a curated record. Bases 1 to 1905 code for a protein of 634 amino acids. NCBI's taxonomy places the organism in Eukaryota, Metazoa, Chordata, Mammalia, Eulipotyphla, Soricidae.